CGGUCGUUGUCAGUGAUAAAAAUGGCGUCGAGGGCACCAGUUGCAACAGGCAGGCUCCUGGUGGGGCUCCGCAAGUGGUAUUAUGGCAUGUGUGGCUUCAACAAGCUGGGUUUAAUGCGUGACGACACAGUCUACGAGGAUUCAGAUGUGAAAGAGGCCCUGAGGAGGCUUCCAGAAGAUCAUUACAAUGACAGGAUGUUCAGGGUCAAGAGGGCCCUGGAUCUCUCCAUGAAGCAGCAGAUCCUUCCUAAAGACCAGUGGACAAAAUAUGAUGAGGAUGUCCAUUACCUGACACCAUAUUUGGAAGAGGUGAUCCGUGAAAGGAAAGAAAGAGAGGAGUGGAUGAAGAAGUAAAUGGUUCCUGGUCAAAGCUGUUAAUCCUAAUCUUUGGUCAGUUUAUGGUUGUCCCCCGGUGUUGUAUUUAAAAUGAAAUGUAAUCUAAAUGAGACAGUGCUCAUUAAAGAAAUGUAAAUUUUGAAGGA
Molecule: messenger RNA, 482 nt
Organism: Labrus bergylta (ballan wrasse)
Lineage: Eukaryota; Metazoa; Chordata; Actinopteri; Labriformes; Labridae
Gene: uqcrb
Product: ubiquinol-cytochrome c reductase binding protein
Biological process (GO): mitochondrial electron transport, ubiquinol to cytochrome c
Source: RefSeq, a predicted model, not a curated record